AUGGCUACGAUGACAGAGGAGAUUGUCUUGACUGAAAGGGUGGAAGAGGCCGCUCCAGCAUCGAAGAUCGAUUCCAAUGCCCAAGUUAGAGAUGGAGGUUCUCAUGAAGAGCAGCCAGUAUACCCACAUGGAUUCCACUUCGCUCUAAUCUCUGCUUCCCUGGUGCUCACUGUGUUCUUGACGGGACUGGAUGAAACUAUCAUAACAACUGCAGUGCCCAAAAUCACGGAUGAAUUCCACUCCAUCGCUGAUGUUGGGUGGUAUGGGUCUGCGUUUCGGCUGGCAUCCAGCAUGUCCCAGCUUCUUCAAGGCAGAGUAUUCGAUCAGUUCUCCGUAAAAUGGGCAUUUCUACUUCACCUCAUCGUUUUUGAAGCUGGCGCUAUCAUCUCCGGCGCUGCCCCUUCCUCGCUGGUCUUCAUCAUCGGGCGCGUCAUCAGCGGACUUGGCUUUUCGGGUAUAAGCCAGGGCUGCAUGGUGAUCAUUUCCAUGACUAGACCCUUAAACAAACGUCCCAUCUACAUCGGAGCCAUCAGCGCAAGCGAGUUCUGCGCGACUGCCAUCGCCCCUAUCAUCGGCGGUGCCAUCACUUCCUCCUUAUCAUGGCGAUGGUGUUUCUACCUUAACGUGAUAGGCUCCAUCCUGCCUGCCAUUACCACUCUGGUGAUAUUCAAGAGCCCCUCGGGCAGGAUCACCCAUGGCGUAAGCCACGUUCAACGCCUCAAGCAAAUAGAUUUCGCCGGAAUGGUUCUCUUCGCAGCAGGCCUACUAACCCUUCUCUUAUCGAUUCAAUGGGGCGGAGACACCUACAGUUGGAGCAAUGACCGCAUCAUUGCAUUGCUAACGAUAUCACCCAUCUUCUUUGUCGUUUUCUUGCUCGUACAGGUGAAGAAGCAAGACUUCGCUAUGCUUCCUUUACGACUCCUAAAACAGCGCUCAAUCCUCUUCGGAGCCCUGUUCAGUCUAGCCCUUCAGGCCGUGAACGGCAUUGCCUCCUACUACCUCUCCCUCUGGUUCCAAGUAGUCAGAUCCGCUACCCCCCUGCAAUCCGGCCUCAUGCUCCUCCCAAUGGUAAUAUCCAUCCUCCUCGCCAGCGUCAUCUCCGGCUACGCCAUAACAUACAUAGGAUAUUACGUGAUCUUCAUGAUCCCUGCCGGACUCAUCACCCUGGCAGGUGCCAUCAUGACGACCUACUUCGAAAAGGACACCCCAGCCACAUUCUGGAUCCCUGCUCUCGCUCUCCUCGGCUUUGGGAUCGGCCUGGGAAUCUCCGGACCCUUUCUAGCUGUCCAAGCUAUCCUCCCGGAGAAAGACACGUCCGUCGGACUAGCUAUCAUGUCUUUCUCGCAGGAGUUUGGCAUCGCGCUGUCCCUGGGUAUCGCGCAGUGUUUGUUCUUGAAUAAAUUGAAGGAGAGUAUUGAAGCUAUCACGCCGUAUCUGGAUCCAGAGAGUGUGAUUAAUGCGGGGGCAACGAGUUUGGUGGGGACCGGGUUGGAGAAGUAUGCAAGUCUCAUUGCAGAGGAAUAUAGUAAGGGGUUGAGGGUCACAUUUGUAUUUGGGGCGGGGAUGGCGGGCGUGGUGUUUGUUAUGGCUUGUUGUAUGGAGGUUAGAUCGGUCAAGUAG
Molecule: messenger RNA, 1620 nt
Organism: Aspergillus niger
Lineage: Eukaryota; Fungi; Ascomycota; Eurotiomycetes; Eurotiales; Aspergillaceae
Exons: 5
Coding region: 1-1620 (539 amino acids)
Biological process (GO): transmembrane transport
Molecular function (GO): transmembrane transporter activity
Source: RefSeq, a predicted model, not a curated record